GAAAAUCCCCUUUCCGCGGGCAUACCCAUCCCAUGGGCGGAGUGCUAAUUCCGGUUAUUGCAGCAUGACAGCAUUACGAUGAACCAAGGCAAACACGCUAUUUGUUUUUUUCUUUUGGUUGUUGAUGUUGCCUUUUCGACUACGCUUAAAAUGUAACCGGCUUAUCGAAUGUUUAUUAUUUUCUUUGAGCUACAAACUUUUUUUUUGCUAACCCUUCUAGCUAAAUCUCAUCGGUUGUCUCGUCGGUUGCCUCGGUAUUUACAUCAUCAUGGGAUCGGUUGCUCACUUGGGAAAGAAAAAGCAACACAACCAAAAAUAAUUUCCCCCAACCCCAUGCAGGUCUCAGUUGCCUCCACAUCCAAAAAAGAUUGGGCUAAUACAUACCAAAAGCUCAAACAUGACGUACCUUGUCAGCAAAAAACACGCUUCACGCUAUUUUCAUUUUCUUGUUUGCAUCUUUUUCGGUUUUUCUACCAUUUUAUCAAUAAUAUUUCUGUACAGUUUUGAUUCCUCCUUCAUGUCAUCUGAGGUUUAUCCGUGUGUCCAAAACAACUAACCUAAAAAAGACACACGCCCAAAUGGUGGCGCUCAGCCGUGUAUGAACUGUUUAAAGCCCAGCUUGAGGCCGUACUGAUAAAAAAAAGUUCCCGAGUGGUUUUUUUUUUC
This is a messenger RNA of Radiomyces spectabilis, 666 nucleotides long. RefSeq lists its product as uncharacterized. NCBI's taxonomy places the organism in Eukaryota, Fungi, Mucoromycota, Mucoromycetes, Mucorales, Radiomycetaceae. The record is from RefSeq and is a predicted model, not a curated record. Bases 169 to 507 code for a protein of 112 amino acids. The transcript has a single exon.